Molecule: messenger RNA, 4727 nt
Organism: Heterocephalus glaber (naked mole-rat)
Lineage: Eukaryota; Metazoa; Chordata; Mammalia; Rodentia; Bathyergidae
Source: RefSeq, a predicted model, not a curated record
AUGGCGCUAGGCCGGCUCCGAGGGCGACCCGGUUGCUCGGGAGACCCGGUUGCUCGGGAGACAGGCACCCUCUCACCCGGAAGCAAAUACGCGAGGGACCAAUCAGAAGGCACUGGCGCUGUGCGGCCGCAGCUGGGCCGUCGUGCAGCCGCGAUAGGUGAGGUCCCGGAGGGUAUCAGCGCAGUCUGGACUCCGCAGUGCUGGGCGCCGCCUCCGGACAGCAGUCCCUGGAAGCGAGUUUGCGAGCCAGAAAUGAGUUCUUCAGUAAGAAGAAAAGGCAAGCCGGGCAAAGGAAGUGGAAAAGGAUCUUCUAGAGGAGGAAGGGGAAGCAGGAGUCAUGUGAAUCAAUCUCAUGGGGCUGGCGGCGGCGGUGGUGGCGGCGGUGGUGGCGGUGGUGGCAGUAGAAAGGCUUCCAGUAGAAUUUGGGAUGACGGAGAUGACUUUUGUAUCUUCAGUGAAUCAAGGCGAUCAUCCAGACCCAGCAACAACAGCAUGAACAAAGAAGAGGGCUCCACUAAAUGGAAACCCAAGGCCAAAGUGGCCCUUCAGACUCUGCACAUGACCUCGGAGAACCAAGAGAAAGUGAAGGCCCUUCUGCGAGACCUACAGGAGCAAGAUGCCGAUGCUGGCUCUGAGCGAGGCGUUUCUGUUGAAGAGGAAGAUGACGAGCCUGAUUGCUGUGAUGACAAACAGUACUGGUUAGCUGGGCGAGAACUCGCCCUUGUUCCUGACUCGGAUGCCUUGGCAUGUACUGGCUCAGGCCCAGUGCAGCCUUAUAUUCCAGAAUUUCUGGUCUCGCCAUUUGCAGCACAAAGACUUUCCAGGUAUGGUUUCAACAUUGAACACUGUCAGGCAGCCCUGAGGAUUUGUGAUGGAGAUUUAGGGGCAGCACUAGAGCAUCUGCUCACCCAGUGUUUUUCGGAGACAUUUGGAGAGAAAGUGAAGAUCUCUAAGGCAGCUGGCCGUAUAAGCUUGUAUGAGUGUGUGGAACAGCGACAGGAAGAGGCGCUUGCUCUCAAAUCCAUCUGUGGAGAAAAAUUCAUGGAAAGAAUUCAGAACAGAGUCUGGACCAUUGGAUUGGAACUGGAGUAUUUGACAAGUAAAUUCUGCAAGUCCAAGCAAAAGGAAAGCAAAAAUGUACAAGACACUUCAUUUGAAACCUGUAAAUUUUACCUCAAAGGAAACUGUAAAUUUGGAUCGAGAUGCAAAUUCAAACAUGAAGUGCCCCCAAAUCAAAUUGUUGGAAGAGCAGAAAAAAUUGUAGAUGACUCUCAUCUUAAUGCUAAUGAAGGUGUAUCUUUUUUAUAUGAGCUUGAAAUUCGAUUUCCAAAAGACCAUAAAUACCCCUACCAAGCUCCCCUUGUGGCAUUUUAUUCCACCAAUGAGAAUCUACCUCUGGCUUGUCGUUUACAUAUUUCUGAGUUCCUUUAUGGCAAAGCCUUGACAUUUGCAGAAACUUCAGAACCUGUCGUAUAUUCUUUGAUAACUCUUUUAGAGGAAGAAUCAGAAAUCGUCAAGUUAUUAACAAAUACCCAUCAUAAGUACAGCGUCCCUCCUGUGAACUUUCUGCCAGUGCCCUCUGGGACCAGAAUGAAUAAUCCUGCCUGUCGUAAACCAGUGAUUCCAAGUAAUUCUUUUGUUUCAAGUCAAAUUCCAGAAGUUGAAAAAGAAUCAGAACCUGAAGAGGAAGCAGAUGAGGAUGAAGGUCCUGCACCUGUUAUAGUGGAGAAUGAAAGCUAUGUCAACCUUAAGAAGACUUCCAAAAGAUGUGACUGGCAGGCAAAGUCAGUUCAUGCUGAAAAUAGUAAAAUCUGCAGACAAUUCCAAAUGAAACAGGCUUCCAGACAGUUCCAGUCAGUUCUGCAAGAAAGACAAUCACUCCCUGCUUGGGAAGAGAGAGAAACCAUCCUUAAAUUGUUAAGCAAGCACCAAGUGGUUGUCAUAAGUGGGAUGACUGGAUGUGGGAAAACCACACAGAUUCCACAGUUUAUUCUGGACGAUUCUCUGAGCGGGCCACCUGAGAAGGUGGCUAACAUCAUCUGUACCCAGCCCCGACGGAUCUCUGCAGUCUCUGUUGCCGAACGAGUUGCCAAAGAAAGAGCAGAAAGGGUGGGUCUGACCGUGGGGUACCAGAUUCGGUUAGAAAGCGUCAAGUCUUCAGCCACCAGACUGUUGUACUGCACUACCGGAGUGCUGCUGAGAAGGCUAGAAGGCGACACAGCUCUACAAGGAGUCACCCACGUUAUUGUUGAUGAAGUUCACGAGAGGACAGAAGAAAGGUACGUGUUACAUGAGGGGAGCCCAUAUGUGCGCUCCAUGAAGCAAAUUGCAAAGGAAAAGCUGAAAGCGAGGCGCAACAGAACUGCAUUUGAAGAAGUGGAAGAAGACCUGAGGCUGUCUCUUCACCUCCAGGAUCAGGAUUCUGCCAAAGAUGCAGUGCCCGAUCAGCAGUUAGAUUUUAAGCAGCUCCUGGUCCGCUAUAAAGGAAUUAGCAAAUCAGUCAUCAAAACAAUGUCCAUCAUGGAUUUUGAAAAGGUUAAUCUUGAGUUAAUAGAAGCCUUAUUGGAGUGGAUCGUGGACGGCAAGCACUCCUACCCUCCAGGUGCUAUACUUGUAUUUUUACCAGGACUAGCAGAAAUCAAAAUGCUGUAUGAACAGCUACAGUCUAAUUCUCUUUUCAACAACAGACGUAGCAAUCGAUGUAUUAUUCACCCACUUCACUCAUCUUUAUCCAGUGAAGAGCAGCAGGCUGUGUUUAUAAAACCUCCAGUAGGUGUAACUAAGAUUAUAAUUUCCACCAACAUUGCUGAGACGUCCAUAACCAUUGAUGAUGUUGUAUAUGUCAUCGACUCUGGGAAAAUGAAAGAAAAAAGAUACGAUGCCAGCAAAGGGAUGGAAAGUCUAGAGGAUACUUUUGUAUCUCAGGCCAAUGCUCUGCAGAGGAAAGGUCGAGCGGGCCGUGUUGCCUCUGGGGUCUGCUUCCAUUUAUUCACCAGCCAUCACUACACUCACCAGCUGUUGAAGCAGCAGCUGCCAGAGAUACAGAGAGUGCCGUUGGAACAGCUGUGUCUAAGAAUCAAAAUUUUAGACAUGUUUAGCUCUCACAGUCUCCAGUCUGUGUUCUCCCGGCUCAUUGAACCGCCACAUGCAGAUUCUCUCCGCCUCUCAAAAAUACGACUACGAGACUUGGGAGCAUUAACUCAGGAUGAAAAACUGACCCCUCUGGGGUAUCACUUGGCCUCUCUGCCCGUGGAUGUGAGAAUCGGCAAACUGAUGCUAUUUGGGUCUAUCUUCCGCUGCCUGGAUCCUGCGCUCACCAUUGCUGCCAGCUUGGCCUUUAAGUCUCCUUUUGUAUCUCCCUGGGAUGUAAAAGAGGAAGCUAACCAGAAAAAGCUGGAAUUUGCAUUCGCAAACAGUGAUUAUCUGGCCCUUCUCCGAGCAUAUAAGGGGUGGCAGCUGAGUACAAGAGAAGGCAUGCAUGCAAGUUAUAAUUACUGCAGACAGAACUUCUUGUCGGGAAGAAUUCUGCAGGAAAUUGCCAGCCUCAAACGACAGUUCACUGAACUGUUAUCGGAUAUAGGGUUUGCAAAGGAGGGGCUCAGAGCAAGGGAAAUUGAGAAAAGGGCCCAAGGAGGAGAUGGUGUCCUAGACGCCACAGGAGAAGAGGCCAACUCGAAUGGAGAGAACCCCAAGCUGAUAUCAGCCAUGCUGUGUGCUGCUCUGUAUCCAAAUGUAGUGCAGGUGAAGACCCCAGAAGGGAAGUUUCAGAAGACCAGUACUGGAGCUGUCAGAAUGCAACCAAAAUCAACUGAGUUGAAGUUUGUCACCAAGAAUGAUGGCUAUGUACACAUUCACCCUUCGUCGGUGAACUAUCAGGUCAGACAUUUUGACAGCCCUUACCUGUUGUACCAUGAGAAGAUCAAAACUAGUCGGGUGUUCAUCCGGGACUGCAGCAUGGUGUCUGUGUACCCACUGGUCUUGUUUGGAGGAGGCCAAGUGAAUGUGCAGCUUCAGAGGGGAGAGUUUGUCAUCUCCUUGGAUGAUGGCUGGAUCCGUUUUGUUGCUGCUUCCCAUCAGGUGGCUGAAUUGGUAAAGGAACUUCGUUGUGAACUUGACCAGCUCCUCCAGGAUAAAAUUAAAAACCCGAGCAUAGACCUGUGUACUUGUCCCCGGGGCUCCCGGAUCAUCAGCAUGAUUGUGAAACUUGUCACCACACAGUAGAGACUCACCCGAGAGGAGUGCUUGCUACUCACCUGGGAAGUCACAGCAGCACUUCUACCUCAGACUGAACACCUGAGCUGGGGCUGGCCCCGGGGGCCUUGGCGGGCUCCGCGCCCCGCCCCAACGAAAGGUGGCGCUCGCUCCCAGCACAAUUUGGAGUGCCGGGGUGAGGCGGUCUCAACCCCACCCCACCCCCCACCCCCCACCCCCACCUGUCUUGUCUUCAGCUAUUCUGGAGUGAAUGAAGUUCACCUGAUAACACAAAAGUGAUGUUUGAUAUCAUUGUUUUAACCUGUGUCUUCCUUGUCUCUUGCCUUUUAUGAUGUUUGUAUAUACAUAAUCUGUAUCUUUCCUCCUGUUUUUUUAUUGGGCAUGAGAAGAAAUAGUAAAUUUUUUUUUCCUGUCAUAAUAAAAAUUCAAUUGAGAGAAGUUACAACAGAGAAAGAAAAACAAAAAUUAAAAAAUCAUGUAGGUAAGAAAAAUAAAUUUCAUUUUAGGCUAUCGGC